Paramuricea clavata is the source of this 750-nucleotide messenger RNA. The record is from the annotation of a GenBank genome assembly. Lineage: Eukaryota; Metazoa; Cnidaria; Anthozoa; Malacalcyonacea; Plexauridae.
AUGGUUACCUUACCUGCUGAUGCUGAGAACAAAACCAUAACAUGGUUAUUUAACAACAAUACUAUUGCUCGGAAACAAUCGGGAGAGAAGCCAUCCGUUUACGAUAUGAAGAACUACCGGCUAAUGGAUAAUGGAAAUUUAAUAAUCCAAAAGAUGACGCUAUUUUUGGAAGGAUCAUAUAGACGUUUAGUUGGAUAUGAUCCAACACCUCUCAAGUUUGAUGUUAAAGUUGAAGGUACAUGAAGAACUUUUUAUCUGAUCGAGUGUUCGAUUCCCACCGUACCGGUCAGGCUAACUUUUCAGCCUGCCCGGUGUGCAUAUACACUCAGAGUAACAUAAAAAAACAUUAAGUUUUAUUUCCUUUUCAACCCAAAAUUGAUUUUUGCAAUUCUUCUAUAUUUCUAGUUGAGGUCAUUGAAUUUGAAAAUACAUAUAAAGAGAAGAUUCUUGACGGUGUAAUCCACAGGGAAUGGAAUAUCAAAUUCAACGUUUCAACAGGGCGUGUUGAAGACUGUAAAAAAGAAAUAAAUGAAAUGAAGCUCUGUUCUAAAAGGCCAGAUUCUCUUCAAUGUACCGAUAUUACUAAUGCAACUAUUGUUGCAACACGUGGGGCCUGUGAAGCCAAAAUUAUGUACAAUGUUAGUUUGCAGUAUUACGUUAAAUUUUUGCCAAUCGAUUCCCAUGAUUUUACACCAGGAGAGAAGUCCCAUGAAGCAAGUUAUGAUGAGCAUCUACUUAAAACUGUAGAAG